AUGCCUAAACAUGAGAAAGGCCGAGUGACGGUGAACGUCGACGAAGUGCUAAGGAUUGGUUCGGUGCUGGAACGCAACAACCUCGAGCCUAAAAAAAGGGAAGCCUUUGACUGGUUGGCGGAAAAUCGUCACCGAAUGAACGAUAAUAGCAGAAAAUUCGCGGAACAGCUGAACAUAGCAGUUGGAGAUUUGGUGAUGAGCAGAGAGCUUAUCAGAAAGGUUGCAUUUAUUGUGCACAGCAUUUCAAAUAUUAAAAGAAUGCAAAUGCUCUAUUUAUGUGUCCAAAAAUAUGGAUGUAUACUCAUGGCAAAGCCAAAAUUUUUUGAUAAAAAAAGCAAACAUUAA
This is a messenger RNA of Gongylonema pulchrum, 345 nucleotides long. Lineage: Eukaryota; Metazoa; Nematoda; Chromadorea; Rhabditida; Gongylonematidae. The record is from the annotation of a GenBank genome assembly.